GGAAGUUUGCUUCGUGAGAGCCUUUACAACCUGACAGGGCUGAGAUGAGCAGAAGAACCAAACCUGGAGGCCGAGGACAGCAGGAAAAUGUAUCUUCUUGCCUCCUUGAGGAACUUGAAAACCAGCAAGUGUUCAAUCUUUUGGGCAGGAAAUGCACGACCAUGGUCACAACAGUGGCCCAACUCUUUCUGGCUUUGCCUCAGAGCAGCAGAAACUGGUCCAAGCAAAGUUCUGGAGUGCUGUGUUUCGUAAAGGAUGUCCCUAAACGUUCUUACUUCAUCCGCUUGUAUGAUCUUAAGCAGCAGAAGAUGACCUGGGAGCAAGAGUUGUACAACCAGAUGGCUUAUUUUGCUCCCACAACCUUUUUCCACACUUUUUUAGGAGAUGAGUGCAGUGUGGGACUAAACUUUGCUGAUGAACAAGAGGCACAAUCUUUUCAACAAAUGGUGGAAGAGAAGAUUCAGAAGAGGAACCAGAGGGAUAACAGACAAUUGCCACCGCCACCCCCUCCAGUGAACGGCGAUAGAAAAGCAACUUUCUCACGGCCCCCACUUUCUGGAGUUGAUAUGAAUGGUCCUUGCUCACAGCCAAAUUCCCCUUCCUCUCCACUGUCUCUGGCAACUGUUAAUAUACAGAAUCCUGACAUCACUUUUUCCCGCUAUCGUGGUCUCCCAGUUCCAACUGCGGUAGAUAAGAAGAAGGGCAAAAAGAAGAUUUCUAAGGCUGACAUUGGUGCUCCUUGUGGAUUUAAGCACAUCCAGCACAUUGGAUGGGAUCCCAGCAGUGGAUUUGAUUUGAACGAUUUGGACCCUGAUUUGAAGACAUUCUUCUCUAAGGCGGGAAUCAGCGAUGCUCAGUUGACUGAUGCUAAGACUUCAAAGAUUAUCUAUGAUUUCAUUGAAGGUCAAGGAGGGUUGGAAGCUGUCAAGGAAGAACUGAGACGACAAGGUCCAAGUCAUCCCCCACCCCCACCCCCACAUCGUGCGAGCCCUCAUCUCCCAGCUAGUGGGCCAGGGCGAAGUGGUCCUUUACCACUUCUCCCAGGUGCUCCUAUGAUAUCAAAUAGGGGAGAUGUCCCCUCUCCAUCACAAUUUUCUAGGCGACCUCCCUGCCCCCCGGGGGGACCACCUCCAUCCACUUCUCGUUCUGGAUCACAUCCUCCUCCACCACCCCCAUUAGCGUCAGGCCCACCUCCACCCCCACCCCCUCCACCACCCCCUCCUUCAUUUCAGGAUUCUGCACCAUGCCCCCUUCCUCCUCCUCCUCCUUCUGGAGGGCUUGGACCAGUGGGGACCCAGCCGCCUGCUAUCUCUUCAGGGCGUGGUGCACUGCUGGACCAGAUACGCCAAGGAAUACAGCUUAACAAGACACCCGAUGUUGUGGAUUCUCCACCUUCUAUGCAGAGUCCUGAAGGUCUGGUAGGGGCUCUUAUGCAUGUGAUGCAAAAGAGGAGCAAAGUCAUCCACUCUUCAGAUGAAGGUGAAGACAAUGGUGAUGAAGAUGAUGAUGAUGAAUGGGAUGACUGAGCCUAGAAAUGCACUCUACACGAAGUUUGAUCCUUCUUUAAACCUGUUGCCAGAGGCAUUUAAUCUGAUGAUGACUCUGCUAUAAUUCUCCCCUUCCCAUCUCUGCAGAUACUUCUGGAAUCCCAGUAAGGCAGAGGCAGCAAAGGGGUUAAUUUUUCCAUCCUCCUUUUCAAAUUCACUUAGGCCUAAGCACAUUCUCCUCCCCCACCUGUGCACCUGGAUGCCUUUGACAGUUUUAGAAAGUAAGAUUGUAAUCCUCUCUCUUUCAGCCCUCCAAUUUUGACCAUUCAUAAUCUCCUGCAUUUAUUUUUCUAAUAGUUGUAUCAUCUUUCAGCCAACCGUUUCCUGAACCUUUCUUUUGCUUAUCUAAUUGUGUUCCCCCCCCCCAAGUUUUGAUGACCAAAUGCAGGCAUGAGAAUGACAAGAAUGUAAAAAAGUUCUUUUUAUUUUUAUUUUGAAAUAAAAUCAUUUUAUGUUGUUAACUCAUA
This is a messenger RNA of Crotalus tigris (Tiger rattlesnake), 2014 nucleotides long. RefSeq names its product WASP actin nucleation promoting factor (gene WAS). Gene Ontology annotation, molecular function: actin binding. Lineage: Eukaryota; Metazoa; Chordata; Lepidosauria; Squamata; Viperidae. Bases 45 to 1526 code for a protein of 493 amino acids. Gene Ontology annotation, biological process: actin filament organization. The record is from RefSeq and is a predicted model, not a curated record. The transcript is spliced from 12 exons.